GGCAGCCAACGCCACCAGUCGAGCGUCGCUCUUUGCCCGUGCGACACGGCGCGACCUCACCGAUCGACGCCAGCCUGCCGCCACAGUUCGCGUAACUCGUGCAGUUGACGUCAUACGCAAAAUUCAAACCAACCAUAUUGCAAACCCAUAAUAACGCUACACCCUCAACCAACAAACCAGUCUCCACUCCCCAAAACAUUAUUAUCCACCUGGAAAAAGUAUUCUCCACUGUGAUCCUGAAUCCCCUGAAAAUGAGUUUGCUAUCUCAAUAAUAUUAAAUUAUUAACUCAUAUCAGAUUCUACAUUGAUUUUGUGACUUUAAGAUGUAUGCUUAGAAAAGUUCUGCAGAGAAAAUGAGGAAAAAGCAUCAAUUAUUGUCAAGAAACCCAGGAUUGGGAAUCUUUGACUCAAGAAAUUUUAUUAGUUCCGUGGAGUGAGAUGAACGUGUGAACUACAUUAUAGUUUCUUAAAUUCAUAAAACUCUUAAAAAAAUUAUACAAACUGAGUUACUAGCGGAAACUUUUUGUAGCAGAGAACCUCAAGAACGGAGUUGAUGAAUACCGUUGAAAUAGGAAUAACACAUGCAAGCUGAGAGCUACAAAACGCACCAUUCUACUAGUCAGUUGGAACUGGUGAUAAAUCAUUCAUAAUGGAGUGAAUUUUUCUGUUCAUGCAAAAAAGAAACCUCGUUAAAUUUCCAUUGCAGUUACAUUCUGUUGUUUUCAGUUCUAAUCGUCGGCUAGUGAAAAUUCAACGUCAUUAGUAAUUAUGGAAAUGCAAUCGUGAACAAUGGACUUAUUCCCAUGAAUUCAAAUCAAUAUGCUGAGUGCGCAUGAUAAUGAAGGUUUUUUACUCGGAAAAUUUUUGAGUGGAAUUCGAAUGAGUGGAAAGGGAUUCGAAAAUAGGACAUGUUCCAGUUUGUCUCAGUCGUGAAAACUAUUAGUACUAUCAUUAUGAUAUAAGUAACUGGCUUUUGAAAUAAUGACGAAAUGAAAAUUCCGUAUUUGAUUUUUAUUGGCAUUUUGGGAUGCAAGGCCACUUGAAAACCUCUAAGGUUCAGAAGAAAAUAUUUAUUAUAAUUUUUUAAUUACAUAACAUAUUUCUAAAAAAGUAUGUGAGAAGGGAAAGGCUCGAUUAAACAGUGAUUGCUUCCCAUACUGAUCAGUUCGACUAUGAAAUGAAUCAUACUGGUCAAAGUUGUUGAACUGUUAUGGAAAGUAAAGUUCAAACUAUUUCUUGUGAAUUGCAGGAAACGAAGUGUCUCAAAAGAACUAAAAUGAAAACUAUUGAGAUUUGCCAUCAAAUUCAAUCAAUGUAUUUUUCAGAGUUGUCAUCAUGGUUGGAUGAGGAUGUAAAGGAUGUAGAGGAUGAUUCUAUUGAUUACAUAAUAAAUAAUUGUUGAAGCAUGAAAAAUGAAGUUGGAGAGUCCAUUCAAGUUGAUAGAGCUUACACAGAAUAUUAUUGUUCAGAUGUGUAUCUAUUUUUCACGCUGGAAAGAAUUGAUCGAUUGAUGAAAAAUUAAAUUGUUCUCCACCUGACAGCUACUCCAGUACUGCAGUGAAAACUUGGAAAAAGCUAUUUUUCUCAAACUUCUUUGAACAACUGAGAACUUGAAAUUAAAACUACCGAGAAUAUUUCCAAGCCGAUAGAAUUGCACCUUUGAAUAAACUGCCAGUAAAAUGUGUCAAUAUAUGACAGAAAUUUUGUAAUUAUGUAAUAGUCAUGCGUCGUUCGUAAUUAUAGGAAAUUAUAAAGUCGAGAACUAGUAAAAUCAGAAACUUCAUACUGUAAGGUAGUAAUCUUACUAAUAUUCAGGUGAUUAAUUCAAGAUAAAAAACUAUAAAAUGAGAGUCAAAAAAAGUGGGAAAGGGUAUUAGCCAAUGAUUCUUGCAUCUUACUCAGUAACAGGACAAAACUAAUGAGUAUGAGUAAGAUAUUUACGAAUUUAGUUAAAAGAUAAAUAUUAGAUUGAGUAGAAUAUCAACGGGAACCAGUUGUCAGGAAAAGCUUAACGUUGACGAUAUUAUAAGCAACCAACGAGAAUCAAAUAUUAGGCAUACUGAUGUGUUCAAGCGGUUGGUAUGAAUGAGUUCAAGUAUAAAAUUCUAAGCAGUUAAAAUGCAUUUCCAAUUUGUUAGGCGCGAGAUUAAUGUGUAUUUGAACAGAGGAAUUGUGCUGAGCAGGGUGGUUGGAAAGGGAAAGAGCAGUGGUGAAACGCCGCCUGAACAUGGUGGGGUAUUUGUGAAAUGAACCAGUCGGUCUGCGAUAGCCUGCGCGCGGAGGUGGAGUGGGAGGACCCGCGUCUGCUGUCUGCCCUCGGUGUGCUCAUCCUACUCGACCUCAUGGUCAUCCUGGGCAACCUGCUAGUGGUCGCCGCUGUCUUCAUCUCGUCCAAGCUGCGCUCUGUCACCAACAUGUUCAUCGUCAGCCUGGCUAUUGCCGAUCUCAUGGUCGGAGUCGCUGUCCUGCCCUUCAGCGCCACCUGGGAAGUUUUCAAGGUGUGGAUAUUCGGUGACCUGUGGUGCUCAGUGUGGUUGGCAUUGGACGUGUGGAUGUGCACAGCGUCCAUUCUGAACCUGUGCGCCAUCUCGCUGGACAGAUACGUGGCCGUGACCAGACCAGUCACCUAUCCGAGCAUCAUGUCCAUGGGCAGAGCCAAGAUACUCAUAGCAGCCGUAUGGGUUCUGAGCUUCGUCAUCUGCUUCCCACCUCUAGUUGGAUGGAAGGACAAGGAAAGCGUCACUCCUACGAUCGCGCCCGAAGACCCACCCUGUCCAUGGAUUUGUGAGCUCACCAACGAGACAGGCUACGUUGUCUACUCAGCUAUGGGCUCUUUCUACAUACCAAUGUUUGUGAUGCUUUUUUUCUACUGGAGGAUCUAUAGAGCUGCAGUUCAGACAACUAGAGCGAUAAACCAGGGGUUUAGAACGACGAAAGGGUCAAAAUUGAUGGGCAGCCGGUUUGAUGAGCAGAGACUGACACUGAGAAUCCACCGAGGCCGGGGGUCAGUGAUGCAGGGCAGUAGUGGCAGCAACAGCAAUAGCACAGCCACCACUACCACAAAUAGUGCCGCAAAUAGUGUGACCAAUUCACCUAGAAACUAUAGGCGACCACAUGAGAAAAUAAAAAUUAGUGUUAGUUAUCCUAGCAGUGAUGCAAUAAAUGCGGUUGCCAACCAAAACAGUUCGCCGGGAGGAUCGUUCUCAUCAUCGUCGCCUCCAUCGUGCAGCUCGCAGCCGGGUGCCAGUGGAGGCCUGUAUGCAGUUCACUAUUCGGGAUCGGAGACGAGCACAAUCUUCCGAUCGCGCGAUCACCUGCGCGUGUCAGGGGCGCGACUGGCCGCUCAGCCGCCGCACUCGCACCGCAGGGGACGCCGUGCCAGCAGCAGCCCCGAGUCCUCGUCCAGGCCGCGGCUGCUUGGCGACCCUCUCUCCGUCACGCUUGCCAAGGACUUAUCUCCCUCCCCCACCAACGAGGAAAACCAACCCCCGGGGUCAAAACCGAAACUCAUCUCUAGAAUGGGUAAACGAAAUAUAAAAGCUCAAGUGAAAAGGUUUCGUAUGGAGACCAAAGCUGCCAAGACAUUAGGAAUUAUCGUAGGAGGCUUCAUCUUUUGUUGGCUUCCAUUUUUCACUAUGUACUUGAUACGAGCGUUUUGCAUCGAGUGCAUCAAUUCUGUGUUAUUCUCAGUGAUGUUCUGGCUGGGUUAUUGUAACUCGGCCAUCAAUCCAUGUAUAUAUGCACUGUUUAGUAAAGACUUUAGAUUUGCGUUCAAGAGAAUAAUUUGUAGAUGUUUCUGUGUGAAAGAAGUGCGGCGAAGGAGCUCGAGGUACCACAGGAGGGGCUCGGACGGGUCGCAGAUAGCGGGCGGCGCGAAGGGCGGUCGCUCGGCAUCCUACAACCACGACCCGGCGUCGCAGCCGCCCAAGAACUCGCUGGGCGACGACAGCGAUCCCAACAACGAGCCCUGCUCUGACUCCAGAUGACCCUCGCACAACUCGCGGACCCUGGCCGAUAUGGUCAUUGGCCUCGUCAACUGGUCCAAUGCGCUGCCCGCCACCGCCAAGGUCUGAAGAGUAGGCCUACCUCUACACUGCUUCUGCUACAGCUUUACACGCUUAAUACUGUGUACUAAAUAUGUUUUGCAGCAAACUAUCAUAUUAUUGUAAGAGAUAUAUUUUUCUUUUGAAUGUUUAGCAAUGAGCCUGUCACAUGACAACGUGUUAACUGUAAGUUGUUGUAAUUAGUAUAAGAUUAUUAAUGUAAUGUAAAUUUUCAAUAUGUAACUUGUCCUUAGCUACUAAACAACCAACCUAUCUAUCAAAUCAACUAUACCAGUCUCCCUCCAUCUCAAGUAAAAUAUGAGAAUGAGUAAUUAAUCUUAUUUGAAAAUAUUGAUGUUCAAGGUAUGAAGAGAUAUGCACUUACUAAAAAUAAACCAAACAAUCUAGGAUAUCUGUUAAACCCAAAACUUGGAAUAAAUUAUUUUAUAAAUAUAAUCAUUACUUUGAUCACGAUCAGAAGAGCUCUGAUAAUUCCAUUAAAAUAGAAUAGAAAAAUGGUCAUGGAAUAAGGAACUACAAAUCCACUACAUUCCAAUUUUCUAGACACUUCUCAUCAUUUUACAGCAUUUCAAAAAUUGGUAUAUGCGAUCAUAACAUAAAAUAUAACAAAAUUGAAGUUUGUGAUGCACAUAAAAAUCAAUGUCCAAAAAAUGUCAUAAAUGACCUCUAAAUUUCACUCAACCAUUUCAAAAUUGUUCAUUCUCAAUAGUGUGCUUGAAUUUUUUUACAAUUAAUCAAUGGAUUAAAGUGUCAAGUUACAAAUUAUGUAACCUCAUCCAAAAUAUUCUAUCAGAGAUCUUUGAAUUUUUUAAAACCCUUCCCAGUAUUCAUGUUAGAGUAUUUUAUAUUAUUAGUAUCAUUAUUUAUCAUUUUCUAUUCUAGGAUAGUAGAUGAAUUUGGCAAAUUGAUAGAUUAAUGAAAAUGAGGUGUUAUUUAAAAAUCCAAAUUUAUUGUAUUUGUAUUUUCAUAUUUCUCUCAUGUUUAUUCUUUGUGGAAAAAUUAGUUGUUCAUAAUUGAUAGGCUAUUUCCAACUUCAAUGUUUCAGAAUAACUCAUCAAGAAUUUUUCACGUCUUUAUUUGACAACAAUUGUCUACAUUAUUAAUUGCUUGAUUAAUUUCAAAGGUUAAUCUGAGUAAUAGAACCAAUAUUUAUUAAAUAUUGUAACCAAAUGCAUAUCUUUUGUCAUCUUGUCAUGAAUGAACCACAUAAUUUUUGAAGAAGAAAUAAUGGAGCCAUGUCAUUUUUUAUAAUGGAUUGAAAACGAGUCUAAUCUUCAACUUUGAGUUCGAUACUAGUCCGAUAUUUUAGUGGAAUUUUAUCAUAUUAAACAUAUUCCAUCAACUUCCGUGAUUAAGAGCUUCCCUCAGAUCUAGUCUUAUCCCAAACAGCUUUAUAGAGAUUAUUUUUCUAAGAAUAUGAAGAUGAUUAUUAUUAUUAUCAUAGUAUUUAUUAUCAUCGCUAGAAAUACCGCCAUCAUUACAAUGUAUUACUAUUGUAAAACUACUGGUAAAACAUUUCAGCUCCGUGAUAAUUAUUUUGUAAUGAUCUGUAGCAUAGUAUAGUAAGUUAAGGUUAUCUGAAAUCUUAUUUUUAAUAUUAUGUUAUUGUUAUAUUGAAGUCUAGUAAUUGUUGAUUAGACCUGAAUUAUUAUAUUGUAAAUGGAAAUAAUAUUUAUUUUAAAUACUUGGCUCAUGAUUCUAAUCUUUGUUUAAAGUAAAGUCCAAUGACAACUUGGAUUUACCAGAAAAAUAACUUAAUUUCAUUAUCCUAUCAUUCCGAUAAUAGAAUGAAUUUUUAUCAUCAAAUAUCUGGGAAAAUCAAAAGAGUAACUGGAACUCAAAGAUUUUGAUUUAAAUUUCUUAUUCACAAUUUGCAACAUUCUGAUAUUAAUGGAAAUGAGCAAGGUACCAAAAAUACAUUCUAGGUUCAUUUGGAAAUGAGUAAUAAUGAUCUACAUGUAAGUAAUAUACUACAAAAAGGAAAUCUUAUUCAUUCAUUCAAUUCUUAUAAAAUCCUAUGAAUAAUAUUCAUAUCAUUGACAAAUUUCAUCAUUCUAUGAUAACAUUUACAUUUGAAUAUCCUCAUAGAUAAAAUUCAUCAAUAAAUCAUGACAAGUGACCGUUCUAAUCAGAAAUUAGAAAACAGUUAUGCAAAUAGUAUAAAUACGGUAGUAAUUCAGCACUCUUGUUACUACAGGCAACUAUUUAUGUAUUCAAAACAAUUAUUUCUAUUACUACAAAAGAAAUGCAAUGAAAAUAAUAUUCAUCGAUAAUCAUUGCACUCGAGUCAGUACAUCGAUCUACCUAUAAAGGAGCGGUCAAAGUAGCCUAUCUUUUAAAACAAGUUGAGUCUUGGACAAAAUAACGGAGAUGCGUAAUUGUGCAAUUUUGUGACUUUUUCAUGCCAUCCCAAAAAAUAUAAUAUAUAUUAAUAUUCGAUAUUAAAAAUAUUUAAUUGAAUGUAUUCAAUGAUAUAACUCUGCAUCGACUGUGUUAUCAAACUGAAUGGUAUAUUCAAACUUGCAUGGAAAGGUCACAAAUUGGCAACGCGGAUAUCUUGCACAAAUCUCAACUUGUUUUAUUCAGAGUAUAGUUGAAGUGCCCAGUCAAUAAUGUUAUACUUCAUCCAUAAUGAAAAGGAAUUUACAUUGACUUCUUGGACCAGCUACUGUAACUUGUUUUCAUAUUUUGUUACUGUUACAUAUUUUGUCAUAUUUUAAUAACAGAAAUUGCCUAGCCCUGUUGCUCAUUUCCUCAUACCGUGCAUACUCUAAUUUGCAUCAUGAUAUGCCCCUAAUAAAUCAAGCAGUAGGCUGCACAGAGUAAGCUAGACUCGUGUAUUAUGCACAUGAAGGGUGCAAUUUAAGUGGUCUCCUUGUUAUGUGUUAUCGCAAUGUUGAUACUAAACAUGGUUCGAGCCAAUUACACGAUAAAGCCUGUUUCCUGGAAUGUCAUGGCCUUGACGCAGAUUUUUUCCACUUGAUACCAAUACUUUACUUAAAACUUGGAAGGUUAAAUUUUACCUUUGCUAUUAAAAGUCAGGCUGUGUUGUAGCUUGAAUCGUUCUAUUUAUGAAGUAAUUGAACGUUCAAAGUAGUGAUGCUUUUUUGCUCCCCCAGAGAGAAAACUUAUUAUUACUAGGCCAUAUAGUUUUAGGAAGAGGUUUCUCUGUAGUUGGAAAAGAGAAGGGCAGGAAAAAUGCCAGUGGUGUGCACUUGUUGUGGGAAGUGGCCUUCAGAAGAGCACCUGUCCGUUCCAGGAGCAAGAGUCUAGUCGAGUAGCUGAGGAAAGAUGAGUUCUCUUCUCUGGAAAAGCGCAUUUCCAUUAGGUUAUUGAGGUAGGGUUCCUUCCUUGCUUCCAUCACUUCCCUCACCAUUCAUGAGAUAAUGAUUACAUCUCCCCCAGACACUUCUGCACCCUUUUAUUUUUGUUCUCGAAAAUAAAUAUGUUAUGUACUUGAGAAUUUCUCCAACCGUAAAAAUGAAACUUAAUUGUCAAUAAAAUAAGAAGUCUCGUAUUUCCACUUACAAUAUUUUUAAUGUUGCAUAGUUGAAGAUUGCAGGGUGGAAGUUUUACUCUUUUGAUAUUAGAAGACAUUUACUUUGGAGAAUUAGUAAAUUAACCAUAACUAAAAUAGAAAUAAUGUUCUCUCACUAGCAAUAUCACUGACACAAAAAGUGCUCAAUGAACGUGUAGGUGAGAUGUAUGUUUUAGUACCCAGCUCUUGGACUUACAUCUGGAACAUCGAUUGUGGAAGAUAGAUUCAAGAGGAAAAGCUUUAUUUUGUCUCAUCUCUCUACAGAUCUGUCGAGACCUUUUGUUACCUCCUUUACACGUCCUCUCGUCUGAACGAGAUAGAUAUAAAAUGCAGUAUUUCAUAUAUACGAUAGAGCUUUACAUCCGGGCUGAGUAGUGUCACUGAUUCUGAAAGCUCGCAUUUUGUUUUUGAAGAGAACUCUACGUCUCCCCAAAGUACAAAACCUGUUCGUUCCGACACACAAGCGCGCAAACACUUUUUAAAGACUCACAUCAUAUUGUGAAGACAACUCGAAAUGCGACACACUCAUUCAAAAACAAGCAUUAUUGUAUCAACAGAAACUUCCAAUGUCAAUUAAAUGUUCAUUGUUGAAGGAAGUUGGAGAAAAUGAAGUUAGGAAAUUCCCAUGGAAUGAGAUAUGCAAAUGUCAAUCCAAGUGCUUGUAAUAAUUGUUACCUUCAAGUGGAGGGAUUCACAGGGAUGUUCAUACAUACAUUCUCCUGAAACCCUCAAGAGUAAUAGAAAACCCAUAGAAAAAUUCAAGAAGUCUAAAACUUUUUCUCCCCAAUGAAAAAUAAAGCAAACAUUAUUUACCGUACCAGACCUGGGUUUAAACUAGACUAAAAUUUAUUUUCUAUUCAAAUAUUUCAGAUAGACUUUGAAGUGUUUUAACGGGACGAGUACUUUCAAUUUGCUGCCAUGAAAUGGACAACAGCAAAAUUUAAUUGCAAAGUCCACGUGAAUUCAAUUAUUUUUUAAGGUGUAGCAUAUUGGAAUUUAGUAAUAACUAAUAGCUCUUUGAAAGCCUCAUUGAUACUUUUUUCAAUCAACUGAAACAUUAUUUCACCAUAUUUUUCUCACAACGGUGUGCAGUCAGAUUCCAUGAGUCGAUUAGCUGGAAUGAAAAACAGAGACCGGCAACAUUAAACAGAGACUACAUUCUAAAAAUGUUGAUGGUAUGUAGAUAUUUUUAAUAUAAUAGUAUUAUAGGAUAUCUUAGCUUUUUAACUCACACCAUACAUGUUAGGCCCAAUAUUAUUAUUGAAAAUAUGCUUUUUGAGCUUCAGUGAUAUCAUGGAUGGAUCAGUGAGGGGAAUCUUUUAGAGAAGAAAAAGAUUGGAUUCUUUUCCAUUUAUAACGGAGAUGACUUGUUCAAGUUAGUGACCAGUUUUCGUGGGAAAAAGGUGUCCGCGGUGAGCCCUUCACACAUAAUAGCUUUCUUCUAGAAAUCCUUCAAACUUCAUACGCUACCAUAGAAACUCGAUUCUCCGAAAUUUUCAUCAUGUUACUUCACUCCCAGUCGAAAAAUAUACGGUACCGUACAUUACAGAAGUUUCAGCAACCCCAGCUCUAUCAACUUUCACCAUCUUUUUGGAAGUGGUCAAGAAUGUUCACAGCCUUUUUUCAGCUAAUAGACAACAUUGUUAUCAUUUUACAUGAAGUGUAAGUUGAAUUAACAAAGAAUAUCAACAACUCCUUAAUCCAGAAUUAUUCAGUUAUGGUAUUAAAAUCAUCUUCUAUUUUCUAUUGGAGAUUUUAAUAGUAGAUAAUAAUCAAUAUGAUGAAGACUAUAAAAUCAUUAUAUUUGAAUACAAAUUAUAGAAUAAUCUUAUUUUCGAAUUAUUUGAUCAAUGUAUGAAGCUAUUCUCAUUCUAGUUACCAUAUUAUUGUUAAUACAGAGUUUAUCAAAUCAGUCUAAUAAUGUUAAUAUGAUAUAAGUUGAUUUUAAAUGUAUCAUAUCAAAGAAAAAGCGAGAUAAUUCUAAAUGACAUUAUAGUAUGAUAUAAAUAAUCCAACAUUUGUUGACCAUUUAGUAAGACAAAAUAAUUGUAAAUAUGAAUUAAAUUUACUUGAAAUUCAAUGUGGAACUGUUCUAUUCCCAUUUAUUAUGUGAAAUUAGACUGUAAAUAAGAAAAUUAUACUUGACUUUACAUACAGUCUUCAAUGAAAUGCAGAUACACGAGGAAACUCCGGGUAGAACAUAAGCCGCCAGGACCCAGCAGAAAUGUUAUGGGACUCAGUUUACUGUUUACUUUAGCACUGAGCUUUUAAAUCUUAAAAGUAUUCCCAAAUUGAAGUCAAUACAAAUAUAACCUGUAAAUAUGCUGCGAAUAAACUAUAAUCGGUCUCUAAACGAUUUUAUUUUCUGAGUUCUAUGAAGCUUAAACAUUGUAUAAGUACAUUUAAAUAAUAUACUUGUUUACUGAAUAACAAGUUAAGAAAUAAAUUGGAGAAAUAAAUAGGAAGAAUAUUUGCAUUCCACUACCCUUGGAAAAAACUCUUUCAAUAUUUUCUUUCAAACAGGGGUACACCCUCCCCUCCCACCUAGCCCAUGGACGCACGCCCCGUGAAAUUAGAAAAAAUUCAGCUGCUACACCUCGACCCUUUGAAUUGCAAACCGAAACCGAACAAAUGACGUCAAAAGUCAUUUUUACACUGCUGACCUUUUUACGGGACCACCCUAGGAUUUGCUUUUGAGCACCCCCCCCCCCACACUAUGAAUUUCAAGGACGCAGUCUGCCCUGACGUUCUUAUUCAAAGUUCGUGAAAUAAGUAAUUUUUGUUUUGAUAUUAUCAAAAGUUACAAGAACGAAUGGAAGUUACAAGACGUUCCAUUUCUAUCAUAGUGUAUGGUAUUCAAAUCCUGUAAAUUGUUCAAUGUGAAAAAUAUAUAUUUGGAAACGUUGAAUUCAAUCCAUUGAAGAUACAACAUGUAUAAAGGUGAUUUUCUGCUUAGAAAAUAAUUGGAAAUGUUGAAAUUUUAAAAAAAGAGAAAUAUUACAAUAAAGUGAAUCAUGGUUAUUUUUUAAAUAUAUCUAUCUGUAAGUAAUUUAGAUAAAAAGCAGUCAUGCAAGUGAACUUUUUCUUGAUAAAUAUGAUGAAACCUUACACCAUGUGUCUGUCUUCAAACAGUAAAGAUGUCUAUCAAAUAUUGGCAUUCUGUCAUUAAAAUAUGUGAAAGUAUGAUGUCUAAUGAAUAAACAAUAUGUAUAAUGAUAGACUGACAUAUUAGGAGGAAUUGAAAUUAUCUGUAUGUAUAGAAAAACAGCACUGAAAUGUAUAUAUUUAUAAUAAAUGUACGUGAAUCUAGACCAUGUCAAGUAAUCAUAUAGAUGUAUUUAUUAUAAAAUUAAAACGGGUAUUGUUGAUUAUUUGAAAUAAAAGUGACUAUUUAAUUUAAUGAUA
This is a messenger RNA of Nilaparvata lugens (brown planthopper), 11007 nucleotides long. RefSeq names its product octopamine receptor Oamb-like (gene Oamb). Bases 2247 to 3986 code for a protein of 579 amino acids. Lineage: Eukaryota; Metazoa; Arthropoda; Insecta; Hemiptera; Delphacidae. Gene Ontology annotation, molecular function: G protein-coupled amine receptor activity. Gene Ontology annotation, biological process: adenylate cyclase-activating adrenergic receptor signaling pathway. The transcript has 4 exons. Gene Ontology annotation, cellular component: membrane. The record is from RefSeq and is a predicted model, not a curated record.